Aspergillus niger is the source of this 216-nucleotide messenger RNA. RefSeq lists its product as hypothetical. The coding region runs from base 1 to 216 and encodes 71 amino acids. Lineage: Eukaryota; Fungi; Ascomycota; Eurotiomycetes; Eurotiales; Aspergillaceae. The record is from RefSeq and is a predicted model, not a curated record. The transcript is spliced from 3 exons.
AUGAAGCAAUUUGCAGUCCUCAUCGCAGUCCUCGCUACUGGUGCGCUAGCGGACCUCCAUUACACAGGUCUCUGCUAUGACUCCCCUGGUAAGGACGUGACAAAACUUGACAGAAAGUCUUCAACAAGGCAGCAACAGAAAAAGCCUGCGCAUCCUACAAGAACCGCAACACAGGCAGCAAACAAUGGGACCAAUGCCCGGAUUGCACAGUGCUGA